AUGCCCGGCGGCUGCCCAGGCGGCGGCGGAGGCUCUGCCCGCGCCGACCUUCACGCUCCGCUGCGUUUCUUUGGAGCGGAAGCCUUUGCGGUUGGCAAAGCCUGCUUCGGGCCUCCUCUUGGAGUUCCCACUUCCGGAAGCCCAGACGGAAAGCGGAGGGCCGGUGAGAGCGGGAAGGAGUUCCAGGUGCCCGCUGCCCUCAGACAAGGAGCUGGGCAGGGAGAAGCCGGAGGAGACCGAGGCCUGGGCAGGUGCAGCGGCAGCGGGACGGAGAAGCUGCACUGGCCUGGGCCGCGGACCUGCCCAGGACCUGGGGACACGGAGCGGGCGCGGACAGAUGUGGGCCUCCUGCAGAUGCAGCUGAUCCUGCACUACGACGAGACCUACCGUGAGGUGAAGUACGGCAGCAUGGGGCUCCCGGACAUCGACAGCAAGAUGCUGAUGGGCAUCAACGUGACGCCCAUCGCUGCCCUGCUGUACACGCCGGUGCUCAUCAGGUUCUUUGGCACCAAGUGGAUGAUGUUCCUGGCUGUGGGCAUCUACGCCCUCUUCGUCUCCACCAACUACUGGGAGCGCUACUACACCCUCGUGCCCUCGGCCGUGGCCCUGGGCAUGGCCAUCGUGCCUCUUUGGGCCUCUAUGGGCAACUACAUCACCAGGAUGUCCCAGAAGUACUACGAGUACUCUCACUACAAGGAGCGGGACGAGCAGGGCCCCCGGCAGCGCCCGCCUCGGGGCUCCCACGCCCCCUACCUCCUGGUUUUCCAAGCCAUCUUUUACAGCUUCUUCCACCUGAGCUUCGCCUGUGCCCAGCUGCCCAUGGUCUACUUCCUGAACCACUACCUGUACGACCUGAACCACACGCUGUACAACGUGCAGAGCUGCGGUACUAACAGUCAGGGCAUCCUCAACGGCUUCAACAAGACAGUGCUGCGGACGCUGCCGCGCAGCCGAAGCCUCAUUGUGGUGGAGAGCGUGCUCAUGGCCAUGGCCUUCCUGGCCAUGCUGGUGGUGCUGGGUCUGUGCGGAGCCGCAUACCGGCCCACGGAGGAGAUCGACCUGCGUAGCGUGGGCUGGGGCAACAUCUUCCAGCUGCCCUUUAAGCACGUGCGCGACUUCCGCCUGCGCCAUCUCGUGCCCUUCUUCAUCUACAGCGGCUUCGAGGUGCUCUUUGCCUGCACUGGAAUCGCGCUGGGCUACGGCGUCUGCUCAGUGGGGCUGGAGCGCCUGGCAUACCUCCUGGUGGCCUAUGGCCUGGGCGCCUCGGCCUCGUCGCUGCUGGGCCUGCUGGGGCUGUGGCUGCCCCGGCCUGUGCCUCUGGUGGCUGGGGCCGGGCUGCACCUGCUGCUCAUUCUCGGCCUCUUUUUCUGGGCUCCGGUACCUCGAGUCCAGCAACACGCCUGGAUCCUUUAUGGAGCAGCUGUCCUUUGGGGUGUGGGGAGUGCCCUCAACAAGACUGGGCUCAGCACACUCCUGGGAAUUCUGUACGAGGACAAAGAGAGGCAGGACUUCAUCUUCACCAUCUACCACUGGUGGCAGGCGGUGGCCAUCUUCAUUGUGUACCUGGGCUCCGGCCUGCCCAUGAAGGCAAAGCUGGCGGUGCUGCUGCUAACGCUGCUGGCGGGCUGCGGCUCCUACCUGUGGAUGGAGCAGAAGCUGCGGCUGGGCUAUGGCUCGCGUGCGGAGCCUCAGUGGAGGCCAUGGACGGCUGCCAGUGCCGCCAUCACCCCCAGGCUCUGCCAGCGCCCCAGCGCCCUGCCCACCCCGUCCUUCCAUUCGGGCGCUGCUGCCGGCAGCUCGCCAAGGGGCGCCUUUGGGUCCAGUUGGCCCUCGCUGACCCACGAUGGGCCGUCAGCUUUCGACUCGGACUUUUCUGAGAUCCUGUUGUGCCAGAACGAGAUCACGCUCGCCCUCAGGAACCUGCACAACUGGAUGAAGGACGAGCCGGUGGCCAACAACCUGAUAACGAAGGCCAGCUCCACCUUCAUCCGCAAGGAGCCCUUCGGCCUGGUGCUCAUCAUCGCCCCCUGGAACUACCCCGUGAACCUGACCCUGGUGCCCCUGGCCUGGAGCUGGGCCUGGCGGCGAGGCGUGCUGCGGGCAGACCUGUGCUCCAGGAUGAGGGCCCUGGUGGGCACCGCUCAGCCAGGGACCGAGACUUGCAGCCUCUCUGGCCCGGUGCGCCCAUCUUCCAGCUGUUCGGCGCCCUGCGUCUGCGCCCUGAAGCCGCGGCUGGAGGACAAGAAGAAGAAGGGCAAGAGGCCCCAGGACCGCGGCCAGUGA
Molecule: messenger RNA, 2283 nt
Organism: Condylura cristata (star-nosed mole)
Lineage: Eukaryota; Metazoa; Chordata; Mammalia; Eulipotyphla; Talpidae
Gene: UNC93B1
Product: unc-93 homolog B1 (C. elegans)
Exons: 16
Coding region: 1-2283 (760 amino acids)
Biological process (GO): toll-like receptor 9 signaling pathway; toll-like receptor 3 signaling pathway; toll-like receptor 7 signaling pathway
Cellular component (GO): endosome; lysosome
Molecular function (GO): Toll-like receptor binding; oxidoreductase activity
Source: RefSeq, a predicted model, not a curated record